This is a messenger RNA of Acanthocheilonema viteae, 690 nucleotides long. Lineage: Eukaryota; Metazoa; Nematoda; Chromadorea; Rhabditida; Onchocercidae. The record is from the annotation of a GenBank genome assembly.
AUGCGAUACCUUUUGGAGAAUUGUUUAUUCCUUUUAUUCAUAUUUAUCAUUUCAUCAGUUGUUGCUGAGCGAAAAUUUCAAAUUAUUUGUGCCGAUAAAUCAUUGUAUUGCAAACGAAGAAGCAAUUUAUGUCAAAGUAAUGCAUUUCGUAGUGUCAUGCAAUCACUUUGUAAGAAGACAUGUAAUUUAUGUGAGGAUAAUCGAAAAGAGGAAAUAGUUGAAAAUGAUCAACACGAGAAUGAAUCUGAUAGAGAAAUUGUAGACAUGGAAGAAGAUGAUGAAGAUAUGGAUAAUGUUGAAUAUUCUGAAUCCGAAACAACAACUGAUCAAGUGGAGGAAGAAACGGAAGAAGAAAUUACGAAAGAGCCUACAACUAUACUGUCUACAAUUAUUCCAUAUUCUACAACAAAAAGCAUCAAGAAAACUGUAUGUAUGGAUUCAUCAAUAGAUUGUGAAGGAAAACGAUAUUUAUGUAGUGAACGGAGAUAUGCGCAAUUAAUGAGUAGAGAAUGUCCAAAAACAUGUAAUUUAUGUCAGUCAGGUACAACUAUUAACGGUGUAACGCAGAAUGGUAUGAAUAUAUGGAAAUGUCACGAUAUAGCAUAUGAUUGUAUCCAAUCGUUAUGCAAUCAUCGAAGUUACCGACAACUUAUGCAAACUGUUUGCAAGAAAACUUGUUUGUUGUGUUAA